AUGUACAACUCGGUCAAGGCCCCUUUAAGAAGGGUUGGAUUGAGGUUCCAGUCCAGUGACUCCAAGAACUCGGUCUUCCUCUCUGAUUUGUUCAAGAGAAUAGAAGAAGUCACCGCAAAGACCAAGGACAUCAAGCCUGCCGAACGUCCAAAGAAGACCUUCAACAAGAAGAAGCCACUCAAUAAGAAGCCUGCCACCUUGGCUGCCAAACCAGCUCCCCAGCAACCUCAAAAUGUCAUAAAGGUGCAAGAUCACUCCUUGAUGAACAGUUUCGGCCAGAGCUAUGCUCAGUUUGCAACUACCGGAGGUGCUCCUCGCGGACCACCAAGAACUCCUAGAACUCCUAGAGCUCCAGGUGUCAGAACCGCUAGAGGACCAAGACCCCCCAGAUCAGAUGCUCCAGCUCCCUCUGCUGCCAGACCGGCUCCUCAAAGACAAGCCAGACCAACGAGACAAAGGGCAUUAGACACUUCAGAAAAGGACGGAAAGGUCCCAAGUAAGAAAUUGGUGGCACAGCCUUUGGUUCCACAACUCGGGGGUAACACCUUCUUCUACGGCAAGCUCACCACUGUCAACCCCUGUGUUACAUCCAGAGUUGCAUCUAUAACAAAGGAAGCAUUACUUAAGUCCAAAUACCCAUACUUGGCACCCAAGCAUAUCAUCGACCACUUGCCCGAAGGCCCCCAGAACAAGUUCUUGCUCCAGAACAACUACUCGUUGGAGGUCGACCAAGACGCUUUCACCUCCAGAUUCAACGAGGUGGUCAAGGGUACUCCUCAGCAAAUCAAUGUAGGUGUCAAGGGAGCCCAGGCCGAGUUCACCAGGGCGGAAAUCAUGAAGAACGGUACUUUGAAUGUGGCCAACAAGCAGACGCUUUUCGACAUUGUCAACGGGUUGAAGAGUCCCAAGGAUUUAUUUGCCAACGCUGCGUGGGCUAAGAAAUAA
Suhomyces tanzawaensis NRRL Y-17324 is the source of this 945-nucleotide messenger RNA. RefSeq lists its product as uncharacterized. NCBI's taxonomy places the organism in Eukaryota, Fungi, Ascomycota, Pichiomycetes, Serinales, Debaryomycetaceae. The transcript has a single exon. The record is from RefSeq and is a predicted model, not a curated record. The coding region runs from base 1 to 945 and encodes 314 amino acids.